AUAGUCUCGAACCAAAGACACCCUUUGCAUAUACCUAGCAUCGACUGGCCUGUCUAAUGUUUUCUUCAAUUUUUGUUUAAUCAGCGAUAACAAGAUAAUAGACAAAUGUCCAUGAAUGAAGUAAUCUGUCUAGGAACUAUUGUUUGGUCAGAUGAUAAAACUAACAAGACCUUUUUAACUUACAGAAACUUCUAGAACUUAAACCUGUGGACUUUUAACUUGUUGAAAUGAUGUUCGCCAGAUAUAUUAACAAGAAGUGAGUUGGGAAAGUGAAAAAGAUGACAUUCAAUUCAAAGUGCCAGUUGCUUGUGCUGGCAGUCCUGCUGCUAACAGAAAUUGGGCCAAGUUUACAGACUCGACUAAGAAAUGAAAACAAGGUGAAAACUGCCAGUUUCCUAUCACCAAAUUUUGUGCUCGAACCUGGAUUAGUUGUUAACAAAUUUUACUACAACAUCGAUUUCCCUAAAGGCCAUAUUGCUAUCAAAAGUUUCGAUGCUGAAGUAGUUGAUGAGUCAAGGAAUCCGGUCCCCCUUCACGAAACAUAUCUCCACCAUUGGCUUGUUGUAAGAUACUAUCAACGAAAAGGUUUGGAGAUGUCAAAGUACCCAAGCGAUCUGGGGUUUGACCAAUCGGAUUUUAUUGUAGUGAGGAACUCAGGACUAUGUGAGAGGGAUCUUUCUCAAUAUUUUGGCCUUGGGUCUGAAACUCGUAAAACAGUAACAUAUGUUCCAGACCCUUAUGGGAUAGAAGUUGGUAAUCCAGUAGAAGUACCUCCUGGAUAUGAAGAGAGAUGGUUGCUUAACAUACAUGCAAUUGAGACCCGAGGCUCCGAAGAUAGGUUGGGAUGCACAGAAUGCAGAUGUGAUCUUUAUAAUGUUACAAAGGAUGAGUAUGACCGAGAUAUAGAACCGAAUUACAUUGGAGGCAUGAGAUGUUGUCAUGAUGAAACAAGAUGCAGAACAAGAGAAGGGCUUCAGGGUCCAAAAAGAAGUUUGUACCUGAAGUACACAAUCAAAUAUGUUGAUUGGCAUGCUUUCAUUAUCCCUGUUAAUAUCUAUAUACUUGAUGUCACUGAUACAUGGAAAAAGCGGGAAUCAACAGGACCUAUUUCAAGACAUCACUGUCAGAUUGAAUAUGAAGUCGAGUCAUGUUCUGCUGCUGUUGCUAAUAGUGGAUGCAUCCAUACAAAAAAAGUAAGUGUAACUUUGCCUAAUGGUGGAGAUGUUAUUUAUGGAGUUGCUCACCAGCAUGCAGGUGGGGCUGGUUCGACCCUCCUUGGAGAGGAUGAACGGGUUAUAUGCUCAUCACUUCCAAUCUAUGGAAAAGGAAACGAACCAGGAAAUGAAGCCGGUUAUAUUGUUGGGAUGUCCACUUGUUAUCCUACACCUGGCUCUGUCAAGAUAUCCAAGGGAGAGACUCUGACUUUACUAUCAAACUAUAGCAGUGAUCAAAGGCGUGCAGGAGUUAUGGGCCUCUUCUAUAUAUUGGUUGCUGAACCGUUACCAAAACCAAGCUCUAUCCUGCAUUCUAGAGACAACGUCGGUGAUAUUGUAAUAUUACAUAAUGCUUGGGCCGUAGCAGUGUUUGGAAUUGCAGCACUUGUUGCUGCAAUUGUAACUUAUCAACGUCAGAGCGAAGAGAAGAAGGGUAUGAAUCUAUCCUCUAAUGUGAGGUUCUAGUUUCAGCUGAUCGCUGGUGACCGGUAUAGAUUAUUAUGUAAGCUGUUUCAACUCUAGUUGGAUGCAAAGUUUUUAGGCAGUUCAACUGAAGGUGUUUUAAGUCUAUGGUGUGCUUUGGUAUGUGUCUUAGUUUCGUAGCUACAUGUAACAUAUGGUAUAUAUCUACAUAUUGGAUACCGUUUGUUUAAGGAAUAA
This is a messenger RNA of Lycium ferocissimum, 1874 nucleotides long. RefSeq lists its product as uncharacterized. Lineage: Eukaryota; Viridiplantae; Streptophyta; Magnoliopsida; Solanales; Solanaceae. The transcript has 4 exons. Bases 279 to 1679 code for a protein of 466 amino acids. The record is from RefSeq and is a predicted model, not a curated record.